Cooperia oncophora is the source of this 1068-nucleotide messenger RNA. The record is from the annotation of a GenBank genome assembly. NCBI's taxonomy places the organism in Eukaryota, Metazoa, Nematoda, Chromadorea, Rhabditida, Trichostrongylidae.
AUGAAAGUGGAAGGAAAGGAAGCGGCGAUAUUAUCUUUUAAAGCGAUGCUGUGCCAAGUUCUUGAUCCUCGGACUAGACUCGUAUUGUUCCGACUUCUACAACGUGGAACCUUGACCAAUAUCCAUGGAUGCAUUUCCACAGGCAAGGAGGCCAAUGUCUACCACGCUACCGAUGAGAAAGGCUCUUUGGCUGUGAAGAUCUACAAAACGAGCAUUCUCACCUUCAAGGAUCGCGAGCGCUAUGUCGCUGGUGAGUACAGAUAUCGAACUGGCUACUGCAAACACAAUCCUCGGAAAAUGGUUGCCGUUUGGGCAGAAAAGGAAAUGAGAAAUUUGCUACGAAUGCAUCAAGCCGGUCUUCCUGUCCCGAAACCCAUCUUACUUAAGGGUCACGUGCUUGUGAUGGAGUUCAUUGGUCGUGAUGGCUGGGGUGCUCCACUUUUGAAAAAUGCCACUUUGUCACACGAGAUGGCUGAAAAGCUAUACCUUCAACUCGUCCGCGAUAUGCGAACAUUGUAUCGUGCGUGUAAACUAGUUCAUGCUGAUUUGUCCGAGUACAAUACUCUUGUUCUUGACGAUCGCCUGUUCAUUAUCGACGUCUCUCAGUCUGUUGAACAUGACCAUCCACAUGCUUUGGAUUUCUUGAGAUCCGAUUGUAACAACGUGUGCAAGUUCUUCAGAGGAUUAGGGGUACCUGUGCUACCAAUAGCCAAGCUUUUUGAGCUCAUAGUUGAUCCACUCAUUGGGGACAACGAUGUUGCAAGCUGGUUAGAAAAGCGAACAUUGGAUCCAUCAGACGAUGCUCUUUUCAUGAACGCUUUCAUUCCUCACAAACUCGAUCACGUUCUUCAUUUCGAGCGAGACAGUAAAUUGUUGAAGGCUGGCGAGGAGGCUAACAAUCCGUUCCAGAAUAUCAUCUCAAAGGUCGAUGUGUUGGGUCAAGGUUUCAUUGAGCGCGGCGUUUCUUCGUCUGAUGACGAAUCCAUUUCGCGAGGCCAUUCUGACGAUGAUGAGAAUAUCGUAGGAGAGGCGAAGGGGAGGGUCACCAGUGGCAAAUACUUCAGGUAA